GCGCAUUGGAACUAGAGCAUCCAAGUACAUGUAACAAACAACACUUAAGACAAAGCUUCACGUAUUUCAUCAUCUACAACUUCUCAUAAAUAGUAACAAGUUUGAUAUCGCAAUAUAAUCGAAGAUGACUACAGCACAUAGGCCUACCUUCGACCCGGCACGUGGAAAGGAGGCUCUUCGAGGACCGGCCUACCACCAACGGCUCCUACCUGCUCACACCCAGCUCAAGUUCAGAAAACCCGGACAAGGAGGAGAUGCCGACGAGACCCGCGACCUACGAGCCGAGCUUCUUGCCGCCGAAGCCGCCCACUUCGCGAAGCAGAACGGCGGCGCGCUUCCCCAUGCCACCGGAGAGACCAACGAGACAGCAUCCACCACCACCAACAAUGCUUCGAAGCGACCGUUAGCAUUGAAUUCGGGGUCAGAUGGGGAUGGGGAAGACGGGGAAGACCCAGAGGCGAAGCGGCGGCGCAUAUUAGAAGAGUCCCGAGAUAUAGACGCAGAUUCGGAUUCAGAACAAGAUGAAGACGACAGCGAAGAGGAUAGCGACGAUGAUGAGGACGAAGAAGCAGAGCUGCAGCGCGAGCUCGAGAAGAUUAGACGCGAGCGGGCCGAGAAGCGCGAGAAGGAGGAACGUGAGAAGGCCGCAGCUGAAGAAGCCGAACGAGAGCGGGACAUUGCGCUGGGCAACCCGUUGCUAAAUCCCAAGAACUUCAACAUGAAGCGAAGGUGGGACGACGACGUCGUCUUUAAGAACCAAGCGAGGGGGACAGAGGACAAAGGCAAGAGAAAGGAGUUCAUCAACGAUCUCCUGCGAUCCGAUUUCCACAAGCGGUUCAUGAGCAAAUACGUGAGAUGAGAUGUACAUUACGCCAUGAUACCAGCCUACGAACAUGUGGCAUAACCAAGGCCAAAGAAAUUACUACUACUGCUGAUAGAGAUUCGUUAUGGUAGAGAAAUUUCCUCUUCUUUUUAGAAAGAAUGGACGGAUGGGAAACGUAAGGGAAAGAAAAAAGUGUGCAUCCCUGUUUUCUGCAAAUUGUCACAAUUUCAGAACCGUCCCUGACUUACGUGGGGCAUAUAUAUAGUACUAGUCCGGUAUCCAUGAUCCGUGAUGGCAUUCAAGAGAUUACUCGUAAUGGGAUAUUAAACUACGAGGUCCCAGGAAGAAAUCCUAAAGCCCCGCGAGAGAUAGAGCUGUUUCUACAUUUGUUUAGUUUAGCGGUACUGAUUUCUCGGACGAAAAAAAUACAUUAAAUUUUUUAAAAA
This is a messenger RNA of Daldinia vernicosa, 1269 nucleotides long. RefSeq names its product Cwf15/Cwc15 cell cycle control protein. Gene Ontology annotation, molecular function: RNA binding. Gene Ontology annotation, cellular component: catalytic step 2 spliceosome. Gene Ontology annotation, biological process: mRNA cis splicing, via spliceosome. The record is from RefSeq and is a predicted model, not a curated record. Lineage: Eukaryota; Fungi; Ascomycota; Sordariomycetes; Xylariales; Hypoxylaceae. Bases 125 to 859 code for a protein of 244 amino acids. The transcript is spliced from 4 exons.